This is a messenger RNA of Talaromyces amestolkiae, 1431 nucleotides long. RefSeq lists its product as uncharacterized. The coding region runs from base 1 to 1431 and encodes 476 amino acids. The transcript has a single exon. Gene Ontology annotation, molecular function: hydrolase activity, hydrolyzing O-glycosyl compounds. Gene Ontology annotation, biological process: carbohydrate metabolic process. The record is from RefSeq and is a predicted model, not a curated record. Lineage: Eukaryota; Fungi; Ascomycota; Eurotiomycetes; Eurotiales; Trichocomaceae.
AUGAAGUCUCCUAUGUAUCAAUUGCUCCUGGCGCUUCUCGUCAGCUUGUCCACUGCAGAACCUUUGCUUACGGUAAGGAGCGAUACGGAGAACGCUACUUAUGUCGAUCUCGUUGUGCGUAAAGGGCCAUCGCAGCACGUUGCUUCAGGGUUCAUCUACGGUAUUCCAGACACCUUUGGCCAGAUACCAUCGCAUUUCUAUGAGAACAUCGGAUUCAACUACGGCCGUGCCGGGGGUGCUCAGGAAGGGGCACCGAGUCGGGGAUGGAUCUGGGGUCUGACAGACUACUAUGGCCGGCUCAAUUCAACCUUGACUGAUUACAAAACGUGCCGUGAAUUCAACGCGGGUUUUAUUCUGCUCCCCCAUGACGUUUGGGGUACUGACCAAGCCAACUCGUCUACCGUUUGGCCCGGUGACAAUGGCGAUUGGACUGAUUACGACAACUUUGUGACCACUUUGAUGUCAGACCUCGCUGCAAACGAUGCCCUCGAGGGCCUGGUCUGGGACAUCUGGAACGAGCCGGAUGGUUCCUGGUUUUGGGCACGAAGCAUGCAGCAGUGGAUUGACCUCUACAUUCGCACCCAUAAGUUGAUCCGCGCCAAUUCUGCAUUUGACGGCGUGAAGAUAUCGGGGCCAACCCUGUCUGCAUCUCCGUAUAAUCCCGACAUCUGGUGGACUAGUUGGUUAUCGCAGAUUGCUGGAAAUGAUACCAUUCCUGAUCAAAUUGCCUAUCACCUCGAGGCAGGACCCGGAAUUGGCCCAUGGCAAUCGUCAUAUGAUCUCACUAACACUUAUCCCUCUGUCCAGGCAUUACUGCGUUCUUAUGGAAUUCCCAAUCGGCCUCAAGUCAUCAACGAAUAUGCAUCGUAUGAAGAGCAGAUUCCAUCUGGUGCAGCGUUCUGGAUCUCAAGGUUAGAACGAUACGAGGUCCAAGGCCUUCGUGGUAAUUGGCAGAGCGGAAAUACACUGCACGAUCUCAUGGCAAAUCUACUGACCAAGUCAGAUCCUUUCAACUACGCAGCGACAGACUACAUGCCUGGACCUGAAUAUUCCGUGUAUGAAUAUUACUAUCAGAACAUGACUGGCUGUCGCCUCAAUACGACCGGUAGUGUAAACCUGCAGUUUGACGUCUAUGCGACAGUCGACGACGUGGUGCGCAUACUUGCUGGGGGUCAAACCGCCACGGGUAACUGGACCGUUACCGUUGAGAACUUGACUGAAGUUGGGUUGCCACAGCAAGGAUCUGUCAGUAUCAGAACUCUCGCAUUCAAUGGGAACGGUCACUACGUUCCGACGUAUGGGCCCGUUGAUCUCGGAGUUUCUAACUACUCCUACUCCGGUAACAACUUGGUGAUUCCCAUUGAUCAACGCACAAACUAUACUGCAUACGCAUUCGAGUUCACGGGUGGACAUUCUAGGCGUGUUUGGUGA